UCAUUGAUCCUCGUGCGUAUCACUGAUAUGUUGACGUGAUUUCGAGAGUGUUUAAAAUCAUACUGCUCCUGGUCACCUUGCUCUUCCUCUCGCCGAUUUGAAACAGUUUAAAAAAUGAAUCCCUUCUUGAUUUUUUCAAUUGUUACGCUCUUUUGGAGUUUAUGUUAUGUUCAACCGGAGACCGUGCAGCAUACCAAGUGUCCUACUGAUACCAAAAAAUGUGACAUUCAUCAAGUGCGGAUAAAUCCAUGUCCAGAUGCUAGGGAAGGAAAACCUUGUAGGAUGUUCCGUGGCACAAAUGGUAGCAUAGAAUUUGACUUCACUCCCAAAUUUUCCGGUAGUCAAAUCGGUGCUCGAGUCUACUGGGCCUCGUGGUUCGACGUGCCUUUUCUCGAUAUGAACUCUGACGGAUGCUUGUAUACGACCUGCCCGAUGGAGGCAGGCAAAAAUUACACCCUCAAGUACGGAAUCCUGAUAAAAACCUGGUAUCCGACGGGCAAUUACCCGAUCAAAUGGAAAGUCUGGAAUGAGCAAAAUGAAGAAUGUUGUUUUAUGUACUUCAUGAAACUUAGGUAGAAAUGAAUUCUGAACCCAAAGAAAGAAAACGCGUUGUUUGUAGGUCUCUUACGAUAGAGAUUGUUCCUAUGUCAGUUGUCCCAUGGAUGGAGUACAUUUUAGUGCCUUGUAGGAUGGACAAAAGGAAAGCUCGAUACGGAUGUCACAAGUGAGAAAUCUCCAUUUCAAAAUUAUAUUCAGGGAGGGUACCCCUCUCCUCUCUGGCUUUUCCUGACGAUGCCCUUCCAUAAGUUUUCCCCCUCGAUGAUUGGAACAAAAAUCCAAACCGAAACAUGACCAAAAAUUGAAAAAGGUACUUCCGUAUUGAGCACUCCUUUUGCCCAUCCCUAUCUUCAUGCAGCACAGCAGUCGGUCUGAAAAGCAGAAAGACAUGCCGCAUGAACGCGCUUUUUUUACAGGCAUAAUGUUGAAUAAUUCACUUUGAACGUUUGUAUCAGUUAGCAGAUUUUGCUUGUCAAAAAGAAGCUGCCUUUGCAUGUUUAAUAUCUCUUCAUAUUCAAUUGUGACUGUUCCUUGCAGUUAUUUCAAAUACAAAAUAAACAAGGAAUAUGUGAAA
This is a messenger RNA of Bemisia tabaci, 1132 nucleotides long. RefSeq names its product MD-2-related lipid-recognition protein. Gene Ontology annotation, molecular function: sterol binding. The record is from RefSeq and is a predicted model, not a curated record. Lineage: Eukaryota; Metazoa; Arthropoda; Insecta; Hemiptera; Aleyrodidae. Gene Ontology annotation, biological process: sterol transport.